Molecule: messenger RNA, 387 nt
Organism: Syzygium oleosum
Lineage: Eukaryota; Viridiplantae; Streptophyta; Magnoliopsida; Myrtales; Myrtaceae
Product: glycine-rich protein-like
Exons: 2
Coding region: 1-387 (128 amino acids)
Source: RefSeq, a predicted model, not a curated record
AUGAGUUCAAGAGUUUUGAUUUUACUGAGUGUUUUGGUUUCUUGUGUUCUUGUCAUCUCCUCGGAGGUGUCUUUCAGAGAAUUGGCUGAGACUACUUCCAAGGUAGAAGAUGCGACAUCCACCGCAACUACAGAGACGAAUGAUGUAAAUGAUGCCAAAUACGGUGGAUAUGGAGGAUACCAGGGCGGCAGAGAAUACCCAGGCAGCGGGUCCAGAGGAUACCCAGGUCAAGGUGGCCAUGGCAGCGGCCGUGGAGGUUACGGACAAUGCUGCCCCUACGGUUGCUGUGGCAGCAGACGACGACACUAUGGUGGUGGAAGCUGCAGAUGCUGCGCUUAUGCUGGGGAGGCUGCUGAGACCGAGCCAGAAGAGAAGCCUCAGAACUAA